AUGUUAAAAGAUAAUGUCAAUCCCAAAGGAUUGAAUAUAAAUGGAUUGCGAAACGGGAAGAAUGGUACAGUUGUUGUCUCUGCUUCAGAUAAAACCUCAAUUGAGUUAAUCAAGGUUAAUGUUGAGAAAAAACUGGGUCAAGACUACGAGGUUAAGAUACCAGAAGCAUUGAGACCGACGAUCAAAAUUAUAGGAUUUAGCGAAGAAAUGAAUGAAAAUGAUUUGAAAGUUGCGUUGUUGAAACAGAACCCUUCGUUGGACAAAACCAAACAUUUCGAAUACAUGGGAGAUCUACCGAAAGGACGAGAAACGAUAAACAGGAACAGAAUAUUCGUCCCUGCACUGACCGAUGAGAUACUGAGGGAUGAAGUAUUCUGUCAAAUUAUGCGACAGUUUACGGUGAAUCAGAUCCAGAUCAGUGAAGAACGGGAAUGGGAUUUAAUGUGGUUAGCAACGGGGGUGAUGCUACCUAGUCAGCCGCUUCUGAAGAGUUGUUCCAGUUCCUCAGGACAAGAAAGCAUCCAUUGCUUGCAGAGAAUACAGAAGGUCAUGAAGGUUGGGCGGAGGAGGUUGCCUCCGUAUACUGUGGAAGUGGAAGCGAUUCGCUAUCGAACUGUUGAGAUUUAUCAUAAAGUGUACUUCCCGGAUGAUACAGACGAAGCUUUCCAGAUAGAAUCGUCCACGAAGGUUGCUGACUUACUGCAAACUAUCACCGGAAGACUAGAGCUGAAGUCCAGCGAAGGCUUCAGCUUGUUUAUCAAAAUCGGUGAUAUGAUAUUCUCUAUGUCGGAGGAACGGAUACAAGAAACGCUUCCGUCCAGGACGAAUGACAAUCGAAUUUCUUGCGAGUAUCAGUUAUUUUUCAUGAAGAAGCUAUGGAUUUACGUGGGGCCUGGGAAGGACCCUAACGCGAAUCAAAGGUUUUAUUUCUUCCAAGAAGUGCCUAAGCUGUUGCAAAGAUACUAUAAAGUAACGAAAGCAGAGGUUGUAGAACUUUCAGCUUACAUAUUCGCUGAUAUGAUGCAUUGCCUGGUUCCCGAGGAUGCUGUCAGAAUGCAGAAGACUUAUCUCUGGAAGAAAGAUAUCAUUUCGAAGGUCACUUCAUUGAAACGCAUCAGUCACUCUGAGGUGAAAACAGAGUUUUUGAAGAUUGUUUGCAAAUUUCCAAUGUUCGGUUCCACGUUUUUCGUUGACAAGCAGGUUACAGAUCAAAAUCUUCCGGAAACAUUGCUAGUAGCGAUCAACAAGCAUGGAUUCAAUCUGAUAGAUUCCCGAACGAAAAUGAUGGCAGUGUCAUCAGAGAAUAAUGACAGAAUGCCGCCCGGAAGGGGAGGAACAUCUGAUGUAAAUAUGUUGAACAGGAUAUGUCCUAGAACACUACCCUGGGGAACACCGGCAUCAACUCUGAAGGUAUCAGAAUGGGAAUUCCUCAAGAAGACCUGGAACGAUCUGCUCGCUGAAUAA
This is a messenger RNA of Toxorhynchites rutilus septentrionalis, 1464 nucleotides long. Its product is annotated as myosin-VIIa-like. The record is from RefSeq and is a predicted model, not a curated record. The transcript has 3 exons. Gene Ontology annotation, cellular component: cytoskeleton. NCBI's taxonomy places the organism in Eukaryota, Metazoa, Arthropoda, Insecta, Diptera, Culicidae. The coding region runs from base 1 to 1464 and encodes 487 amino acids.